AUGCCCAAAGCCCGCAAAUCCCACCCCACCCCCACCCCCACCUCAGCGGGCCCCUACGCCCGCCCUGCCCCACCCACCCCCUCCGCAAAGGCCGCUGCCACAAAGGCCGUCAACAACGUCUUCAAGAUGAACACGGGCCUCGGCCAGCACAUCCUGAAGAACCCGGGCGUCGCGCAGGCCAUCGUCGACAAGGCCGGCCUCAAGCAGAGCGACAUUGUGCUCGAAGUCGGCCCGGGAACGGGGAAUCUCACGGUCAAGAUACUGGAGCAGGCGCGCCGCGUGGUGGCUGUCGAGAUGGAUCCGAGGAUGGCCGCGGAGCUGACGAAGCGUGUCCAGGGACGGCCCGAGCAGAAGAGGCUGGAGGUCGUGCUGGGCGAUUGCAUCAAGACGGAGCUGCCGUAUUUUGAUGUGUGUAUCAGUAAUACGCCGUAUCAGAUUUCCUCCCCCCUAGUGUUCAAGCUCCUCGCGCUCUCCCCCGCGCCCCGCACCUGCGUGCUCAUGUUCCAGCGCGAGUUCGCGCUGCGGCUCGUGGCGCGCCCCGGCGACGCCCUCUACUGCCGCCUCAGCGUCAACGCGCAGAUGUGGGCGAAAUGCACGCACAUCAUGAAGGUCGGCAAGAACAACUUCAAGCCGCCGCCGCAGGUCGAGUCGUCGGUCAUCAAGCUCGAGAUCAAGAGCCCGCGCCCGGCCGUGUCGUACGAUGAGUGGGAUGGGCUGCUGAGGGUGGUGUUUGUGCGGAAGAAUAAGACCAUUGCGGCGGGGUUUAAGAGUAGUGCGGUGAUGGGGAUGGUGGAGAGGAAUUAUAGGACGUGGUGUGCGACGGUGGGGGUGCCGCUGGAGGAGGGGGGGGAGGGGGAUGUGGAGAUGGGGGAUGGCGGGGUGGGGGGCGAGGAGGAGGUGGAGGAGAUGGAGGUGGAUGAGGAGGGGAUGGGGGAUGUGAAGAAGGUGCUGGUUAAGAAGAGCAGGAAGGGGAAGGGCAAGGUCGCGGAGAUUGUCAAGAGGAAGGUGGAGAAGGUGUUGGAGGAGACGGAGCUGGGGGAGAAGAGGGCGGGGAAGUGUGAUGAGGCGGACUUUUUGAAGCUGCUGUAUGGCUUCAAUAAGGAGGGGAUUCACUUAAGUUAG
Morchella sextelata is the source of this 1122-nucleotide messenger RNA. RefSeq lists its product as uncharacterized. Gene Ontology annotation, biological process: rRNA methylation. Gene Ontology annotation, cellular component: mitochondrial matrix. The transcript is spliced from 2 exons. Gene Ontology annotation, molecular function: rRNA (adenine-N6,N6-)-dimethyltransferase activity. The record is from RefSeq and is a predicted model, not a curated record. Bases 1 to 1122 code for a protein of 373 amino acids. NCBI's taxonomy places the organism in Eukaryota, Fungi, Ascomycota, Pezizomycetes, Pezizales, Morchellaceae.